Messenger RNA from Elaeis guineensis (African oil palm), 1131 nucleotides. The record is from RefSeq and is a predicted model, not a curated record. Lineage: Eukaryota; Viridiplantae; Streptophyta; Magnoliopsida; Arecales; Arecaceae.
CCGCUGGUAUACAUAACCUCCGUCUUCUUAUGAAGGGGCUCUCUCGUAGCUUCUUUGGUCUCUGGAGGGAAGACGGAAAGGAGAGGCCGCCAUGGACGGGGCCAACGGCGAGGAGUUCGCGGUGGGGUGCAUCCUCGCUAUCGAGACGACGCUCGGAGACGAGUUCGAAGGCCAGAUCAUCACCUACGACCGCCCUUCCAACAUCCUCGUCCUUCAGGAGGGCGCCACCAAAGCCGGGACUGGGCGGAACCUUCGGCUCUUGAAGGCCAACUACAUCAAGGACUUCACCCUCUUGGGGAGGGGCGAGGACCCUCUUGACCUCAAGAAGUGCUACGUCGAUCUCCCCAGCAUCCAGGCGAGGGAAGAGGCUGCGCUGAGACAAGCAGAGGUUGAAGCUGAGCGGAUUGGCAUUGGGGUCACCUCUGAGGCUCAGAGUAUUUAUGAUGCAUUGUCCAAGACGCUUCCAGUUUAUUGGGAUAAGACUGUCAUAGUGGUUAUGAAGGAAGUUCGUGUAUGCAGUCCAUAUCUACCUGAAAAUGUUAGCGGGGGGACACCAGCUGCCAAUGAACGGGUCAAGAAAGUGCUUGAGCUUGAAAGGAAAAGGUUGCAAGUUCGUUCACCUGGCCAGUUUUGAUCCUCUCUCUUGGCAUGUAGCUUGUGGACAUGAUUGUUGGCUGGCUUGGAGCUUCGAAUUAACAUAACACAGGGUGAUAUAUGUGAUUCUCAGUGCUCAUAGCCUUCGGUUUAUAUUCAACUUUUGUGCUAGAAGAAAUCUAACUAGCUAUACUAUUGGUGGUUAGAAAACCUCUGUUCUCUAUAUAUGCUCGAUGAAUCAAUGGAAAAGAUUCGUUUCUUCUCCCUGGUGGGGUGGCUGCGACGAUGCGUUUUGGAAUGCUUUCUCAACGUUCCCUGUCUAACAGAAAGGAAGAAGGCAAGGGAAAGACGACGAGAAAUACGUGAUGUUUAUGAAGUGUGGAACAAUAAACAUCUUUUAAUACUUGAUCAUAAAUAUUUUGCAAGAAUGUGUUGAACCCUACUUUCCCUUGCGAGAUUUGCAUGUCCUAGUAUUGUGUCAAAUUUGGUACAAAUAGCUAAUGCUGAUGGCAGAGAGCUAAGUGGACUUGGGUGCAA